UCCCGGCUGCCGGCGAGGCGAGAGGGGGCGGGCGGAGGAGCCGCGUCUCUGUGUGGGUCACGGCACGGCACUGGGUAUCCCGGGCUCGCCGGCUUUUUUCACACAGGCUGGGAACUGCUUUUCCUGGCCGCGGAGCAGGAGCUCUCCCGACGCUGCCCGGGCAGCAAUGGCCGGGUCGGUGCCGCUGCAGGAAGAGCCAUUCUCCGAUCCUGGAAGGCCCUGGUGCAGCUCGCCAGUCUCCGUGUUCAGGGGUUUAUGUGGGAAUCAGAGCAGAAUGGAUCGGUAUCGAUAUUUCAUCUUUAACCAGAGGAACAUGGUCGUGCUGGGGAUGUUCCAGAUUGCCUUCAGCACCGUCUGUGUCACCAGUGGGUUCAUAGAUGGCAUUUUCAGAACAGAGUCUCAGCUGGGCAAAACCAGAGCUCCAAUUUGGGCUGGCAUGGUAAUGGGAGUCCCAGGGGUCCUGGCUUUGUUCUCCUCGCAGAGGAAGAAUCCAGUUCUUGUGAAUGUACUGAUAGUUGCUUCCAUAAUCUCUUGUGUUGCCAUCAUCAUCGUUAUAGUUUAUAGCUCCUUCACACUGAGCUAUGGUGAAGAGGAGGAGCUGAGUUCUGCCCCAGUCCAUGUUAUCCAUACUAGGCUCAUACUCAGUAAAGUUGUCAAGGGUGCCAACAUAGCCAUGCUGGCUGUGUCCAUCUGCAGUGCCUUUUCUGUGCUGGCCAUGGCUUACUUGGGAUGCCGGAGCCUUCCACUCUGCUCCUGCUAUGACAAUGUGACUGGCAUGGAAUGGUUGCAGCCCAGCGAGGACCAAAAUCAGGCUGUGGAAAUGAUUUGUGCUGUACAAAGCCCUGGAGGGAGAAUUUUUAACUUCACAGAUCAGUUUCCAGCCCAGGAUGUAGAUGCAGAAGAAGACACAUCCAAACCUCCACCCUAUAUCAGAAUGACGUGAAAAAGUGGCUGAACAUUUUGUUCAAACGUGGCAAGAGAGAUGCAAUCAGUUCUUAAUCUUUAAAGAUGGUUAUGCACUUUUCCUUGGCCAUUUGAAAAACACACACAGAGUGAACUAGUGAAUGCCCAGCACUGAGCAGAGAUCACAGUGCAGAGGGAAACAUCUGCAGGUGAUUUUGAACUUUCAGACUUUGUACAGUGAAAAUACCUCAUUGCUUCUGGAAAGUGAGAGCAUUUUUUAGUCCAGCUUUUGUACAUAAAUCAUGUCUCAUUUCACUAGAAUGCAUCAUGUAAUUUGUGCAGCAGUGCUAGCCUUAGGCAUUUAAAUAUUACAUAUAAUUCAUUUUUCUUCAACUGCUAUCUCGAUUUUUCCCUCUUACUGCAUGAAUUAUUUGGAUGAUAAUGAAGGACACACUUCAUCCUUGAGCUUCAGAAUGUUUUCCUUUUCUUCUUGGUAGGAAUGGGGGCAAGUAAAGUUUUUGAUAUGAAACCUUAAUUGUGCCAUUUAGAUACCUCUGUCAAAAUGUGGCUUCUGUGGGGUGUACAUGUGUCAGUACAAUUAGUUUUAGCAUUGAAGUCUAACUGUAGAGUGUGGCAGGAACUGGAGCUCAGUAGCUCCUCUUAUGAAGUAACUUGAAUAAAUUCAGUUCAAGUUUUCCUA
Messenger RNA from Haemorhous mexicanus (house finch), 1603 nucleotides. RefSeq lists its product as uncharacterized. NCBI's taxonomy places the organism in Eukaryota, Metazoa, Chordata, Aves, Passeriformes, Fringillidae. Bases 167 to 943 code for a protein of 258 amino acids. The record is from RefSeq and is a predicted model, not a curated record. The transcript has 7 exons. Gene Ontology annotation, cellular component: membrane.